Molecule: messenger RNA, 2769 nt
Organism: Linum tenue
Lineage: Eukaryota; Viridiplantae; Streptophyta; Magnoliopsida; Malpighiales; Linaceae
Source: the annotation of a GenBank genome assembly
UUACAAUCGUAAUAAAAUAUCCUUCUUCCGGCAGCUUCCAUUUCUUCGUUAAUAUUCCUCCUUUCUAGAUCACUCUCUCAGAUAAUUCCGCGGCAUAAAUCUCCCAAAUCCCUGACCUUCUUUAGGGUUUCGGAUUUCCGUUCUAGCAAGUAUCUUCCAUCGCAUCCUCUGCGUCGAUUGUUUGGCGUCAAUCAUCGCCAUCCUUGUGGAUUGUAUCUGCAAUUCCAAGAGGUGCGUAUGGCUUUUGAUCCUUCUGCAUCGUGUUUGUUGUUGAUCAUUCGAAUUGCUUGAAUUCACGAGGUUGUUCUUCAUUUCAGGAAGGGUUUUGCCAUUUCUGCCGUAUAGUGAAUUGGGAAUUGACAAUUUGUUCUUGGGUCGAGGAGUGAUCCAUAAUUAGGGCGGUUUCCUUCACGUGGUACUGGUAUGGCGGUUUAUUGCUCUUGAUCUCGGUAUAAGGACGGUUUCUCUUCAUACGUAGUCAUGGAUUCGGUGGAUAUAUCUGAUGAUGCCCUUGAUUUGGUGGGUGAUGGUGGAUUGACGACUAAUGCAACAAGCACCUCUACCCGUAGUGUGGAGAACGUAGGAGAUGGGAACGGAAAGCUUGAGGCUAACGGGUUAUGUUUAAAUGCUGCUCAUGGGUCUGAAACUAGUGGGACUUUUGAUGGCAUUGCUUUUCGAAAUGGUGGAGUUGCCGAGGAAGGUAUUGGGAGCAAGCAAGUAGGGAGUUCAUCGAAUUCAUCCCCUAGAUUGUCAUUGUCUCCUGCUGCAGGGACAUCUCCUACUAUGAAAGGCUAUGGUCUGAAGAAAUGGAGGCGCAUUAGGAGAGAUGUGGUUAAGGAUGGUAGUGGUGGUAUGGAUAGUGGCAAAGCUAUGAAGCGGGGGUUGUCCGGUUCUGGUAAUCCGAUCAGACAAGGUAAUCUCGCGUCAUCGAUGGGGGGUAAGCUAUCUAAUGAGAUUUUUAUUGGUUCUGUUGGAGGGAAUGGUGUUCCUGGGUCUAGUUCGGACUCUAGGUUUGCGGUUGGUUCUGCUUUUGCUGCUGGUGCAGACUCCGAGAAUAGUAUUAGUGACGACCAGAGUAGUAAGUCGUCAACUGCAGCCAGUGCUCCAAGAACAAGGAAUGACCUUGCUGGUGGAUCGGGUAAUGGGUGGGAGAAGAACAGAACCAAACCUUUGACUGCAAAGGUUGCUGUAAUCUCGGCUCAACGUGGUCAACUGGGGAAGGGGCAUGUGGAGAGUAGUAAGAAAGCCAGAGGAGAGAGGGCCAAGAUUGAGAAAGAAAGCUCUCAGUCCAGCUUGGAAUCUGAUUCACGAAGCUCCAACUUUUUUUUUACUCAGGGUCUUUACUCAGUUACCAGCAAUGGAAAGCAGAGUGAAACAUCAUUGAAUGAUGAUGAAGAGAAUAGUUAUGAAGCACGUGCAGGUGAGCGUCAAGGUAGUGAGGAAAUUCACACCGGCUAUGAUCAUGAGAGUGUUGAAGAAGUUGGAUACCGUUCUCAAGAUGGUUCAGCAGUAGAUGCAUCAUCGCAGAAUAAGGAUGAGAAAAGUGAGAAGAACCACCCUUUGAAAGAGAAGGAUCCUUUAGUUGAAUCCAUGUCCCUGUUGCAAUCUGUGCAAGAAGCCCUUGAAAGUGAGAUUCAAAAACUGGGGGAGAUUGGAAAGAUCAGCAGCUACCCUACAGAUCCUCCUCAGACAGAUCCAGAAGUUUCUUCAAGCCCAUUCUCCCGGUUUGAAGCUGAAACUGUUGCAAUGUUAUCCGAAAAUGUAAAACAUCUAGAAAGCAGGCUGAAGGAGGCAUUGACAAUGCUGUGCGCAAAGGAGGCCAGGGUUGCUGAACUAGAAGACACCUUGCAGCGUGGCAGGUCAGAAAGUCAAGAAACAAGUACCACCGAGACAGAGAUCGAGGCCAUGUUCAAGCAGAAGCUGGAGGCUGAGGUCCAGUGUCUGGCUUUAACAAAGGCACUACAGCAUUCUACACCUGGAGAAAUGGAAGCCCGAAUUGGGGAGCAAGAGCAAAUGGUGCUAAAGCUCAGGCAAGUAGAAAGCAAGGCUGAGGAGGUGAAGCGAGGCGCGGAAGAACUGGAGAAGUACAGUGAGGAGGUUUUGGGUGCAGAGAAGGAGGCAUCGGAGAUGCGUCAGGGGUUGUGCAAAGCUGCUUCUUGCUUCUCGAUCCAGUUGAUGCUGCUGACCUUGGUGGUUUUCUUCAUGAUUUCGCAGCUGUCUCCCAAUGCUGCUGUUGUACCUACAUGAGGAAUUGCCUGCAACAACAAUAUGGGUGGACACUGGACAGGGCCUGGUCUGGUUCAGGAUCAGGUCGGAGUCAGUAUAGGACUGGGUCGUAAAUAGAGGGGGGAAAACCAGUUCAAAACCACUUUCAAUCUAAUCCCGUACGGUCUGUCCUGACCUCUAUGAAACCAACACCCAAUAUCAUCAUCCUGCUAAAUCAUAUCAGAUUGGGUUAUACUUCAAACUGGUUGGUUUGAUUCGGUCCUGUGUUCAACGCUCUAAGAGUAGGCCUGGUUUUCUUCAUUUUCUCUCUUCUAUAUGUAAUCUCAGCUGCAUAUCCUUUGGUAGAGGGCAGGAUGGAUGUGAAUGGUUGUACAUUCUCCUAAUGGGGAUGGGAAAAGAACUUGGGGCAGAGGGUCUUUGUGAUGGGUUUGUUCAGUUUUGUAACAAAGAAACUACUUCUGGGAUGAUUCUGUAUUGCUACUAUCUUUGGUAUCUUUGUUUCUGAUUGUUGGGAGUAAAGAGCACACAACGUUUUGGAAUCCC